AUGGUCGAAGGGGCAAUGCUCAGCCUUCCAGAACGCUACUCGGUGGUGGUGGCUGCAAAAAGCAAUGAUGUGCACCCACCACCAGCGAAUCCCAGGAGGCGCUCACGCAGGAUGCGGAUGUUGAGCUCGCUGCGACAGGCACUGCCGCCAUUAGCGUUCCCCAGAGCGACGUUGAGAAUGAAUCUCGACACCGAUGAGGGCUGCGGGACUCGAUUUUGCAAUGCGGCCGCUCUUGCCGACAGCACAUCAUUCUGCGGGGAGUUGUUCAGCAUGCAUUCCCCUGGCUACGGGAUGAGACCUGCAGAAGAAGCGGUCAAGGCGACGCUUGGUGACUUGCGCACUCAGGCGCAUAAGCGCUGUUUUGAAAUGCGCUUCCGUCCACGGCGCCUUUUGUUCCCUGGCGCUGCUCGACGGCGAGGACAGUCGCCCUGGCCGGGCUGGGGCGGCUGUUUGAUGCUCGCACAGAACGAUCUACGGUUGCAGCGCACACAGACAGCGCUCGACAGGCGACUUGGCGCUCGAUCUCGAACCCUCGCACCGACACGCUGGCUGGCACCUGAGUGGAUGCCCUCGCGUGGUGGCGAAGUAUCGGCCCAAUGA
Messenger RNA from Dothidotthia symphoricarpi CBS 119687, 600 nucleotides. RefSeq lists its product as uncharacterized. Lineage: Eukaryota; Fungi; Ascomycota; Dothideomycetes; Pleosporales; Dothidotthiaceae. Bases 1 to 600 code for a protein of 199 amino acids. The record is from RefSeq and is a predicted model, not a curated record. The transcript is spliced from 3 exons.